AUGGGGCUAUUUAUACCAUCCAAGGGGAAAAAGUACAUUCUUGUUGCAGUUGAUUACGUGUCAAAAACAGCCUACAAGACAUCCAUUGGCACAUCUCCAUACAAGCUAGUUUUCGGUAAGGCGUGUCGUCUACUAGUUGAGAUUGAGCACAGAUCUUAUUGGGCGAUCAAAAAUCUGAACUUAGACUUGGUACAAGAUGGUGAAAAGCGUUUGUUGCAGCUGCACGAGUUUGAUGAAUUUCGCCAUUAUGCAUAUGCGAAAGCAAAAAUGUACAAUGAGCGAACAAAGAGAAUACACGAUAAGCGCAUCCAACCUUGUGAGUUUGAUCCUGGGCAGUUAGCAUUGUUGUAUAAUUCUCGGCUGAAGGUGUUCCGCGGGAAAUUGAAGAGUAAGUAG
This is a messenger RNA of Lycium barbarum (goji berry), 396 nucleotides long. RefSeq lists its product as uncharacterized. Bases 1 to 396 code for a protein of 131 amino acids. Lineage: Eukaryota; Viridiplantae; Streptophyta; Magnoliopsida; Solanales; Solanaceae. The record is from RefSeq and is a predicted model, not a curated record. The transcript has 2 exons.